This is a messenger RNA of Peronospora belbahrii, 840 nucleotides long. NCBI's taxonomy places the organism in Eukaryota, Oomycota, Peronosporomycetes, Peronosporales, Peronosporaceae. The record is from the annotation of a GenBank genome assembly.
AUGAGUUCUCUUCGUCUCCAUAACCUCUUUAGUGUAAAAGAUAAAGUGGUGAUUAUUACAGGUGGUGGUCGUGGUAUCGGCAAAAUGAUGGCUGAUGGUUUUGUACAGAACGGAGCUCGAGUAUAUAUCGCCUCCCGUAAUUUGAAAGCGUGUACAGCUACAGCCCAAGAGCUGACUGCUAAAGGCCCGGGACAAUGCAUUCCCCUGCAAGCGAAUCUGAUGAGCGAGGCUGGUUGCAAGGAUCUUGCGGCUGAGAUCGCCAAAAAGGAGAGUAAAGUGGACGUGCUCAUCAACAACUCAGGCGCUUCAUGGGGUGGAGACUUUGAGCAUCACCCAGAGUCCGCUUGGAAUAAGGUCUUGACGGUAAAUGUGACGUCGCCCUUCCAUCUUACCAAGUUCCUCUUGCCGCUUCUUGAUGCUGCUGCAAAGACGUCAGAGGCUGCACGUGUCAUCAAUGUUGGGUCAGUGGCUGGGCUCGUGCCGCAGCAGAUUGACACCAUUGCGUACGACACGUCCAAGGCUGCGAUCCAUCACAUGACGCGCGUACUGGCGGCCAAGCUAGCGCGUCGUCCGAACGGUGGCCACAUUUUGGUAAACGCAAUUGCGCCAGGAAUUGUGCCGUCCAAGAUGUCCAAGGGUAUUUCAAUGGUCACGGGUCUAUCCAUGGACGACCUUGCGACGAGGAUUCCUAUCGAGCGAUUAGGCCAGGAUUCUGAUAUGGCUGGACUUGCCAUUUUCCUGUCGUCCAAGGCGUCAGGAUGGAUUACUGGUAUGGUGAUUGCAUCAGAUGGUGGGCAAGUCUACACGAUGGAGACUGGUAUAGGGCGCGCUAAGCUGUAG